Messenger RNA from Cynoglossus semilaevis (tongue sole), 1637 nucleotides. It is a transcript of the gene hif1an, whose product is annotated as hypoxia inducible factor 1 subunit alpha inhibitor. The record is from RefSeq and is a predicted model, not a curated record. NCBI's taxonomy places the organism in Eukaryota, Metazoa, Chordata, Actinopteri, Pleuronectiformes, Cynoglossidae. Gene Ontology annotation, biological process: negative regulation of Notch signaling pathway. The transcript is spliced from 8 exons. The coding region runs from base 355 to 1419 and encodes 354 amino acids. Gene Ontology annotation, cellular component: cytoplasm; nucleus. Gene Ontology annotation, molecular function: peptidyl-histidine dioxygenase activity; ankyrin repeat binding; [protein]-asparagine 3-dioxygenase activity.
GUUGCGCCCUCCAGCGGAGUUAAAGUAUUAUCACCGCGGUAUCGAUUGGUCAUUCGGUGCAGCAGAUGUCGCUGUCUGACAAUAUGACACUUCAUUGAGGCGAGUGUCUUCUUGAUAUCGAGUGUGUGGAGCUUCGUUGUCUGCUUGUCAACGCUGGUGUGUAAACAGCACCAGGCUGUGCAGCCACAGACGCACUUUUCUUCCGCUAAUGUAACAUUUCUGAAUGGAGAAGCUCCUCUAAUAUCUCUCCGCCUCUUUUGGAGCCUCCUGUCGGACAGAGUCUGGCUCAGGAGUCGAUUUUUUCGCUCAGGAGGUCGGAAGGAUAAAGCUGCUCCUCUCCGUUGCUCGGCGGCCAUGGCAGCAGCGACCGUUGCAGAGCCCGAUCCGGCGACAAGCGAAGGCGGCGCCGCUUUCUCCGGCGUCCAGGACCUCGGUUGGGACGAGUCUCAGCUCCGAAAAUACCCCUUCGCGACCAAGGCCAUCCCGAGACUGUCUCACAGUGACCCCCGAGCGGAGAUGCUCAUCAACAACGAGGAGCCAGUGGUCCUGACUGACACAAACCUGGUGUAUCCAGCUCUGAAAUGGGACAUUCCGUACCUCCAGGAGAACAUUGGAAAUGGCGACUUCUCCGUUUACAUUGCAGAAAACCACAAGUUCCUCUACUACGAUGAGAAGAAAAUGGCCAACUUUGAGGACUUUGUCCCCAAGUCUCAGCGGGUGGAAAUGAAGUUCUCAGAAUUUGUGGAAAAGAUGCAUCAGACUGAAGAAAUGGGAGGAGAGGAAAGAGUAUAUUUGCAGCAGACCUUGAACGACACAGUCGGAAAGAAGAUAGUUGUUGACUUCCUAGGUUUCAACUGGAACUGGAUCAACAAACAGCAGGCCAAGAGAAACUGGGGGCAGCUGACGUCUAACCUGCUGCUCAUAGGCAUGGAAGGCAACGUGACACCGGCACAUUAUGACGAGCAGCAGAACUUCUUUGCACAGAUUAAAGGGCAUAAGAGAUGUCUCCUCUUCCAUCCUGAGCAGUUUGAGUGUCUUUACCCUUACCCCGUGCAUCACCCCUGUGACCGACAGAGUCAAGUGGAUUUUGACAAUCCUGAUUACCAGAGGUUUCCCAAUUUUAAAAAUGUUGUUGGCUAUGAGGCAGUAGUUGGUCCAGGAGAUGUCCUUUACAUCCCAAUGUACUGGUGGCAUCACAUUGAAUCACUGCUGAAUGGUGGGGUGACGAUCACUGUUAACUUCUGGUACAAGGGAGCUCCCACCCCGAGGCGGAUAGAGUAUCCUCUGAGAGCUCAUCAAAAGGUGGCCAUCAUGAGGAACAUCGAGAAGAUGUUGGGAGAAGCACUCGGGGACCCACGAGAAGUUGGUCCUCUACUGACAGCGAUGAUCAAGGGUAGAUACGAUCACGGCCUCAGUUAGAGACGCACCUGUAAAACCUUGACGUAGACUGCUGUAAAUCCCCGUAUGCGUUUGGAUGUGUGACUGCCGAGUGUUUUGAUGUCAUAUGCAGACUUUGGAGCUACAUAGAUAGCUGCAUGGCAAUAAGCAGCCGUCUCAAACUCUCUUGCUUCCCAGUCACCUCUUUCGAGUGCCAUUGUCAUCACCGAUAGGACGAGUAUCAGAGAAACGUCCGUCUC